CCAGGCUCCUUGCUGCUCCCCGCUUCCCGGGCCCGCAGUCCCGGUUCCUGGCAGCAGGCGAGGCCCAGGCCGCGGCCGACAUGAACCACCAGCAGCAGCAGCAGAAAGCGGGGGAGCAGCAGCUGAGCGAGCCGGAAGACAUGGAGAUGGAAGCUGGAGAUACAGAUGAUCCACCAAGAAUUACACAAAAUCCUGUCAUCAAUGGGAAUGUAGCAAUGGCCGAUGGACAUAAUAACACAGAGGAAGAUAUGGAGGAUGAUACCAGCUGGCGUUCAGAAGCAACCUUUCAAUUUACAGUUGAACGUUUCAGCAGGCUGAGUGAAUCAGUCCUUAGUCCUCCAUGUUUUGUAAGGAAUCUUCCAUGGAAGAUCAUGGUGAUGCCACGAUUUUAUCCAGACAGACCACACCAAAAAAGCGUAGGAUUCUUUCUCCAGUGCAAUGCUGAAUCUGACUCCACGUCAUGGUCUUGUCAUGCACAAGCUGUGCUGAAGAUAAUAAAUUACAAAGAUGAUGAAAAAUCAUUCAGCCGCCGCAUCAGUCACUUAUUCUUUCAUAAAGAGAAUGAUUGGGGAUUUUCCAAUUUCAUGGCAUGGAGUGAAGUUACUGAUCCUGAAAAAGGAUUUAUAGAAGAUGACAAGGUUACUUUUGAAGUCUAUGUACAGGCAGAUGCUCCCCAUGGAGUUGCGUGGGAUUCCAAGAAGCAUACGGGAUAUGUUGGUUUGAAGAACCAGGGGGCAACUUGUUACAUGAACAGUUUGUUACAAACGUUAUUUUUCACAAAUCAACUACGCAAGGCUGUAUACAUGAUGCCAACGGAAGGUGAUGACUCAUCAAAAAGUGUUCCUUUAGCAUUACAAAGAGUUUUCUAUGAGCUACAACACAGUGACAAACCUGUAGGAACAAAAAAGCUAACGAAAUCAUUUGGAUGGGAAACUUUAGACAGCUUCAUGCAACAUGAUGUCCAAGAACUAUGUCGAGUGUUGCUCGAUAAUGUGGAGAAUAAAAUGAAAGGCACCUGUGUAGAAGGCACCAUACCUAAAUUAUUUAGAGGCAAGAUGGUGUCCUAUAUCCAGUGCAAAGAUGUGGACUAUCGAUCUGAUCGGAGAGAAGAUUAUUAUGAUAUCCAGCUAAGUAUAAAGGGAAAAAAAAAUAUAUUUGAGUCCUUCAUAGAUUAUGUGGCAGUAGAACAGCUAGAUGGUGACAACAAAUAUGAUGCUGGAGAACAUGGCUUGCAGGAAGCUGAAAAAGGUGUGAAAUUCCUCACAUUGCCACCAGUAUUACAUCUGCAACUCAUGAGAUUUAUGUAUGACCCGCAGACGGACCAAAAUAUCAAGAUAAAUGAUAGAUUUGAGUUUCCUGAACAGUUGCCACUUGAUGAGUUCUUACAAAAAACAGAUCCCAAGGAUCCUGCAAAUUAUAUUCUGCAUGCAGUGCUAGUACAUAGUGGAGAUAAUCAUGGCGGACAUUAUGUGGUGUACCUAAACCCUAGAGGGGAUGGCAAAUGGUGUAAAUUUGAUGACGAUGUUGUGUCAAGGUGUACAAAGGAAGAAGCAAUUGAGCAUAAUUACGGAGGUCAUGAUGAUGACUUAUCAGUUCGGCAUUGUACUAAUGCUUAUAUGUUAGUUUAUAUCAGGGAGUCCAAACUGAGUGAAGUUUUGCAAGCUGUCACUGAUCAUGAUAUUCCUCAACAAUUGGUAGAACGCUUACAAGAAGAAAAAAGAAUAGAAGCCCAAAAGAGGAAGGAGCGGCAGGAAGCCCAUCUCUAUAUGCAAGUGCAGAUAGUGACCGAGGACCAGUUUUGUGGGCACCAAGGCAAUGAUAUGUAUGAUGAAGAAAAAGUAAAAUAUACGGUCUUCAAAGUAUUAAAAAACUCCUCAUUAGCUGAGUUUGUACAGAAUCUUUCUCAAACAAUGGGAUUUCCACAGGAUCAGAUUCGAUUAUGGCCCAUGCAGGCAAGGAGUAAUGGAACAAAAAGACCGGCAAUGUUAGAUAACGAAGCAGAUGGCAAUAAAACAAUGAUUGAACUCAGUGACAAUGAAAAUCCAUGGACAAUAUUCCUUGAAACAGUAGAUCCUGAGAUGGCUGCUAGUGGGGCAACAUUACCAAAGUUUGAUAAAGAUCAUGAUGUAAUGCUGUUCCUGAAGAUGUAUGAUCCAAAAACACGGAGUUUGAAUUAUUGUGGACAUAUCUAUACGCCUAUAUCCUGUAAAAUUCGUGACUUGCUCCCAGUUAUGUGUGAAAGAGCAGGAUUUUCCCAAGAAACUAGCCUUAUCCUCUAUGAGGAAGUUAAACCGAAUUUAACAGAGAGAAUUCAGGAUUAUGAUGUGUCUCUUGAUAAAGCACUCGAUGAACUAAUGGAUGGUGAUAUCAUAGUGUUUCAGAAAGAUGACCCAGAAAAUGAUAACAGUGAACUACCAACUGCAAAGGAGUAUUUCAGAGAUCUGUAUCACCGUGUGGAUGUCAUUUUCUGUGAUAAAACUAUUCCUAAUGAUCCUGGGUUUGUUGUUACUUUGUCAAAUAGGAUGAAUUAUUUUCAGGUUGCAAAGACAGUUGCACAGAGGCUAAAUACAGACCCAAUGCUACUUCAGUUUUUCAAGUCCCAAGGUUAUAGGGAUGGCCCAGGUAAUCCUCUUAGACAUAAUUAUGAAGGUACUUUAAGAGAUCUCCUGCAGUUCUUUAAACCCAGACAACCCAAGAAACUUUACUACCAGCAGCUGAAAAUGAAAAUAACAGAUUUUGAAAAUCGGAGGAGUUUUAAAUGUAUUUGGCUAAACAGUCAAUUUAGGGAAGAGGAAAUAACACUAUAUCCAGACAAACAUGGGUGUGUCCGGGACCUGUUAGAAGAAUGUAAAAAGGCUGUAGAACUAUGUGAGAAAGCAUCAGGGAAACUUAGGCUGCUAGAAAUUGUAAGCUACAAAAUUAUUGGUGUCCAUCAGGAAGAUGAAUUGUUAGAAUGUUUAUCACCUGCAACAAGUCGAACGUUUCGAAUAGAGGAAAUCCCUUUGGACCAGGUAGAUAUAGACAAAGAAAAUGAGAUGCUCAUCACUGUGGCUCACUUCCACAAGGAGGUCUUCGGAACUUUUGGUAUACCGUUUUUGCUCAGGAUACACCAGGGUGAACAUUUCAGAGAAGUGAUGAAACGAAUUCAGACAAUGCUAGAUAUCCAGGAAAAAGAGUUUGAGAAGUUUAAAUUUGCCAUUGUAAUGAUGGGUCGACACCAGUACAUAAAUGAAGAUGAAUAUGAAGUCAAUUUGAAAGAUUUUGAGGCUCAGCCGGGCAACAUGUCUCAUCCCAGGCCUUGGCUGGGGCUUGACCAUUUCAAUAAAGCCCCAAAGAGAAGUCGCUACACUUACCUUGAAAAGGCUAUUAAAAUUCAUAACUGACUUACUUAACCAGUUUGUUCAAGGCAAGGGACAAUACAUGUGUGUGUGCACCUUUUUAACAACAGUAGAACUUUGGUACACGUGCACUAUAUCUGAAGUCUUCAGCAAGAGGAUUUGCUGCUGAUGUUAAUUUUAUUUUGUUGAGGCUGUUCAGUUUGGCUUCUCUGUAUCUAUUGACCGCCCUUUUUGAGCAAAAUGAAGGUGUUUUUAUAAAGCUUGGAUGCCAAUGAGAGUUAUUUUAUGGUAAACAUAAUGCAAGGCAAUUGUCACCAUAAUGGGGGAAAGAGUUUAGUAGAACAAUUGAUAUUGGCGAAAAAUUUGUCUGUAGUAUGUUUAUAGAUGGCAUAAGCUGACUGGCUGCCCUUCCUGGUAUGGUUUCCUUCACCAACCCUGCAGCAAGUAAGUCUUAUGUUUAGACUCACAACUGAUUUAUUUCCUUCAGUUAUACUUUAAAUGACCUUUUGUGCAUUUGUAAAUGCAAAAGAAAAAGAACUCACAACAUCAAUAAAUAGAGAUCUCUACUUCAUUGUGUAUAUUGUUGGCACUUAUUCUGGAUUUAUGUCUCCUCCAGCUGCAUAGGAUCUUUUUAAUAAACUAGUUUUGAUUUAUUUAGUUCAGCCACUACCUUGCUGCCCAUUUGCAGAGUGGGUGCACUGAAUAAAACCCUAAAAGACAUUUUGGGUCUUUUUAAUAAAUUAAAAACACUGUUAAAUACAAUUAAGGUUUACUAUGCUGCCUCUUGGCAAAUUUAAUGACAUCAAAAGUUGGCAAAAGCAGGUUGAAAGGAUUAUAAAUAUAGUUUCAUUUAAAUGGGAACAGAUGGAAGAAACAAGGAAAAUAGCCUUUUAGCACAGAGGGCAUGCUCACUAGUGUUUAGUAAGCUGUUGACUUUGAAAAAAAAAAAAAACACAAAACAAAAAGGAAAACAAAAAAAUCAAAAAAAAAAUAGGAAAAGAGAAAAGAAAAAAACCACCUGAAAUUGUAUAUUUAAUGAAUGAACAUGUACAAUUUAACACUUGGAGGUUAAUUUUGUUGGGUGAGUCUGCAAGUGAAUUUCACUGAUGUUGAUAUUCAUUGUGUGUAGUUUUAUUUCAGUCCCAGACUGUUUCCUUUUAUUUCGGAGCUAAUGCCAGCGUGUCUAGUUUUGAGUGCAGUAAAAAUAGAAUCAGCAAAUCACAUUUAUUUUUCAUUCUUUUCCAGUAUUUUUUUUUUGUUUCUGUAGCAGCAGUGUACAACAACUCUUCCUGUAUAUUGCCUUUUUGCUGGAAAAUGUUGUAUGUUGAAUAAAAUUUUCUAUAAAAAUUUUACUUCAGUGAGUGACGUGGAAGUUGAGGAAGAUUUCUACUCUCCCUGGAAGUACAGUUUGGGAAACCUUUUCAUUUAUUACAAGGUUUUACUAAGAUGUAUUUUUUUUAAUUUCAGUAUUGCCAAUGUAUAAUCCUGGUUUUUUGGCCUCUAACUAGUCGCAUUUGAGCUUAAAAAAAUAAAAGGUUUUCCAGGAGGGAACCGUGUACAAAUACAAUGACUGGAAAUAUUCUUUAAAUACUUUGUAAGGUAUAGUCUGUGGGAUCCAUAGUUUUUGGAGUAGAUUUGGCUCCACUUGCCUUGUUCAGAAUUCUGUGGUCCACAUACCCCAAAUGUGGUGUUGAUAAAGAUAUAUGAAGAAAUCUGUGCUUUUUGAUUAUGAUCUCUCUUUCUGGACUUCCACUGUAACGUGUAUGCCUUCAUAACCCAAACGCUGCCUUCAAAAUCAAUGAAUAGAUAGCCCUAAUGGGGAGUAGCAGUACUAUAGACUUUGUCUUUCAAAUCCCUGAAAAAUCAGUUGUGAAAAUGAUAGUAAAAAUAAUUCACCAAUAAUUUUUGUCUCUGAACUUUAAGGGGUUUUUUGGAGGGAGAAGGGAUUAAGUACAGUCUUGGAGGGUAACAGAAACCUGCCACUCUUCCAUAGGAUAGUAAAUUACUUUUUACAAAGAAUUUUUGGUAAUGUUUACAUUGUGUGAUGCAUUUAAUUAUUACUUCAUUUCCAGUCAAGGAAAUCAAAGACUACAGUGCUUCUGAGUUUUAAUUGAAUGAAAAAUGGUUUUCUAAUUAUGAAAUAUAAGGUACUUCCUUAAUGAUGGCAUUAAUGGCUUAUAUUAAACCACUGAAGUGAAUACCACCUUCUUUAACAUGUAUUGGAUACUAGUGAUGUACUAGGCCCUCUAUGGGCAAUCAGAAUAAUAGUUUUAUAAAACAUAUGUUAUAGAUUCAUUUGAAAUCAUUGGAGUAUAUAAUUGGGUGGGGUGCAUUCUGUUUAAUUUCUUGGGGUAUUGUGAAGCCAUGGCUCAUUUUAGCAGCCACAGUAUUGUAAUGACAUGCCUUUGAUAGCAUACUGACAUACUUAUGGGUGUGGUUUGUUUUUUUUUUUUAACCAAAAUAUGCAGGAACUUAAUGAAACUUAGGUUAGAAUGUUGUGUUAUCCUUGUAGAAGUAAAGAACCUUAAAAAUAUUUCCUAGUGCUGAGUUUAACAGAGCCUUGAAACAGACAGGUGCUGUUGUCAUGUGUACCUCAGCACAGCAAGGAAGUAGGAGGAGCAGAGUCUUUCUACCCAAAUCAUUUAUUCUGUUUAGUGAGAACUAAGCAAUGUGAUAUCUUUCUAGUAUGUAUUAUCAGGCUUUAUAAUUCCAAGAACAAGUUUAUUUUGUGAAUCUUACAUAAUGAAAUUCAUGAAAAUUUCCUGGCAUGAGUUCAUCAUGGAGUCCAUGCCAGAAAGAUCAAACACUUCUGCUGCGUCAUCUGAAUAAUUGGUUAAAAUUCUAUUUCUACUUUUACAUUUUCAUUGUAUCUCAAAAACAUAAUUCUAUUACAUGGGACUAAUUUUAAUACCCGUUUUCCUACUAGCUUCUUGAAAAGAUUUGAGUGAGGUUACAUGUUUACACAAGUUGUCUCUUACAGCCCCGAGAUGUGUUAAGAAGUGUGGCACAGGCCUGUAACACUCAGGGAAAGACCACCUGAUGGCAUGUACCCCCAUUAACCAAAACCUGCUUGAGCCCAGCCAUGCCAAAGUCAGUGAGUACCUCCAGAAACUGGGCAGGGAAGGGGGGAAGGGAAGUGUUCUUCCACCCAAGUCAGUAGUUGGAUAGUAGAGAGUAUCCUGGCUAUGCCAGCAAGAGUCCAAGCUCCAAUAGAUCCUACCAAGCUGAAAAGUCAUUGAGUAAGGCUUCCCGGAUAGACUUCACAACCAUUAUCUCAGCACCAAUCUAACUAAUUUCAGGGAGUCUUAUCACCUUGUUGUCCAUGGGGUGAUGGAAAAAUUCUCAAAGGACAUAAAACAAAUUGUAGUGCAAUUUUGAAUUUCAUUGAUGGAGGGAAUACUCAUUUCGACUUCUAGUCCUUUAAGUGUUGUAUCAAAUGAAUGUGUAUGGUAAGCAUUUUUUAAAUUGACUUUCAUAUAAAUUCUGCUCUUGGCCAACUACUGACUUUUUAUCCAAUUGUCUAAUGUCAUGAAACCUCCACACAAAUGUAUUAAAUUAUGUAAUAGACCAUCAGAGAAGUUCCUAAAGGAAGUCAUCUUCAGGGUGACAUUGUCAGCUCAAUAACAGUCUUGGGUAAAGGAGACUAUCUGUGCCAAUGAACUCCAAUAACUUGUUAUCCUCUGAUUCUUACACGUUUUGAUUCACAAGUUUGAAAUGCUUAAAUGUGUUUGAAGAACAUAACUUGUUUGGCUUUAGCCUCCUUACUACUUUUGGGGAAGGAGGUAGGUUAUAAAUCUUAAAUAAAAUUACCUUGUUUGCUUUA
Trichosurus vulpecula (common brushtail) is the source of this 7161-nucleotide messenger RNA. It is a transcript of the gene USP7, whose product is annotated as ubiquitin specific peptidase 7. Gene Ontology annotation, cellular component: nucleus; cytosol. Gene Ontology annotation, molecular function: protein binding; cysteine-type endopeptidase activity; cysteine-type deubiquitinase activity. The transcript is spliced from 31 exons. The record is from RefSeq and is a predicted model, not a curated record. Gene Ontology annotation, biological process: regulation of protein stability; protein deubiquitination. The coding region runs from base 81 to 3383 and encodes 1100 amino acids. Lineage: Eukaryota; Metazoa; Chordata; Mammalia; Diprotodontia; Phalangeridae.